Ahaetulla prasina is the source of this 4795-nucleotide messenger RNA. RefSeq names its product adenylate kinase 8 (gene AK8). Gene Ontology annotation, biological process: nucleoside triphosphate biosynthetic process. The transcript is spliced from 13 exons. The coding region runs from base 53 to 1501 and encodes 482 amino acids. Gene Ontology annotation, molecular function: nucleoside diphosphate kinase activity; ATP binding; AMP kinase activity. Gene Ontology annotation, cellular component: cytoplasm. Lineage: Eukaryota; Metazoa; Chordata; Lepidosauria; Squamata; Colubridae. The record is from RefSeq and is a predicted model, not a curated record.
CCCCCCUUCUGUGAGCGUCGCGGCAUAGCGACGCGCGGUUGCUAGGGGCGCCAUGGACGCUACCAGGAGGCCUCUGUACAUCCCGCCGCAGAUGGGUCUCUACGCGGAGAAGCACCGCCUUUUCGAAAUGAUGCAGGAUUUGCUGGGAAGUUUGCUAAUCCACCGACCGGAGAGCCCCUUGGACUUCUUGAUAAGGCAGUUAAAAUUCAGCAACUGUGACGCUCCAAGGAUCUUUUUACUUGGCCCUCCAGCCUCUGGGAAAACUACUAUCGCGAUGUGGCUGAGUAAACAAUUGAUAAUCCCCCGGAUUUCCCAAGAGACUUUGGUAACCAGUGACUGGUCAGCCCUCUCAAGUGAAGUGCGAGAGCGUCUGGGGAGAAAGCAGAAGAUCUCUGAAGGUUUGUGGGCCCAGCUGGUUGCGGAACGCCUGAAGCUUGACGAUUGUCUCUGCAGCGGUUGGAUUCUCGAAGGCCUCCCUGACAGCCGGGAACUUGCCAAGUCUUUACAAGUGAGGGGCAUCAUUCCUAGACAUGUCGUGGUGCUGUACGCUCCCGACAUCGUGCUGAUCGAGCGGAAUUUGGGAAAGAGAGUGGACGAAAUCACCGGAGAGGUGUAUCAUACGACUUUCGAUUGGCCCACCGACGACAGCAUCCGUUGGCGUCUCAAGACCCCUAAAGGCAUAUCUGAAAAGGAGACCACUCAGAGGUUGCUGGAAUAUCACCGAAACUUCCCCGGAAUAGUCCAGUCCUUUGGGAAAUCCAUCAAGUUAAUCAAUGCAGACCAACCCUGUGCAGACGCCUUCUGGCAAGUUCUGUCGCACGUCAGACAACCGCCUCAUUCCAACACUCCCUUCUCACCCCGGAUUCUUCUUUGUGGGCCUCCAGGAUCUGGGAAAAGUUUGCAGGCGGCUUUGCUAGCUCAGAAAUACGGCAUCGUCAACGUUUGCUGCGGGCAAAUGCUUAAGGAAGCCGCUACCAGCGAUACCAAACUUGGGCAAUUCAUUAAGCCGUACCUUGAUGGAGGAUGGCCAGUGCCAGACAAGGUUGUCAUCAAACUCCUGUCCAGACGGAUCAACAGACUGGAUUGCUACAUUCGAGGUUGGGUCCUGCAUGGUUUCCCAAAAGAUGAAGACCAAGCCAAACGCAUGCCGGGUAGCGGGAUAUAUCCGAACAGGGUCUUUUUCCUCAACGUCUCAGCGGAAACCAUUCUCGAACGCCUUUCCUACUCCAUGGUGGAUCCGAUCAGCGGGGAAAGAUACCAUACGCUGUACAAACCAGCCAUUACCAAGGAAGUCAACGACCGCCUGCUGAUCAAUCCAAAGGAGAUGGAAGAAACCAUCAAGAGCAAAAUCGACCUGUAUUUCAGGCUUUCUAGCAAUCUGGAACGAUAUUUUGAAGACGCGAUUUUUAUCAAUGGCGAUCAAGACCCCCAAACGGUAUUCGAGUACAUAGAGAGUUACGCGAUCAACCCACUGCCGGUCAAAGAGAUCUGGAAUCUGUAGUAGCUCAGCCUCUGUAAUAAGGAAGCUGAAAGUUAACUCUCCAUCUAAGAGCUGGGGGGAAAAAAUAAUAAUGAGUAAUUUGAAGUUUCCUUAAUAUGGAAAUCCAAGCGAAGCCAUCAAGAAUUGGAAGUUCUUAAAACUCGAAUAGUUUUAGUUUAGGUUUGUUUCUGAUUUCUCUUCCUGUGUGGAAGGAUGCCAAGUAGCUCUUUUCACACAACCCUCGUGUAAUCCUGUUUUGUUUUUAAAUAAUGCUAUUUGGAAGAGAGAGGGUGACUCUUUUGAAAAGGAUACGUGUCCCCUCUCCUAAAUAAAGUUGUGAUCUGUUUAUCCCUUUGUUUUUCCCACGUUUUUAAAAAAGUAUUUGAAUUGUUAAGUGGGAAGAAAUUGGAUGAAGCCUUCACUUUUGCUGUGUUUGCGGAAAAUCUAAUUUCUUUUUCAACUUGGUCACUUGGUUUGGUUUAAAUUGUGCAGAUAACAUUAUUAAAAGCUGCUUGAAUCACAGACAAUGGCCUUCCAGCCUUUUCCAGUUAAUUUCCCCCACCCCGGUGAGUGUUGUGACCUAGGCCCAAGUAGUUAUUACCAGACACAAUCAGUCCUAAACAAACAUAUUUUAUUAGAACAGCUGACAAUUACUUCCUUCUCAGCUUAGUCCAAAUUAAGUCCAAAACAAAGUCCUUCACAAAAAGUCCUUCGGCCUUAUCACAAACCUUUGUCCUCUUUGGGCCAAAGGCUUUUCUUGGCAAAGCCCCACGAAGUUCAGAAACAAGAGAUGCCGACUAGAAACAAAUGUAGCUAUGUUGCUUUCCUUACAAAGAGCCUUUGCUCCUUUAAAUGUUAUGGGAGGGGCCAAACAUCUCCUGGCCUUACUUCCGAGUCGUCCUUUUUGCUUUAGUUGCUCUUGCCUUCUGGCAGGUCUUCGCAUGCGUGAACUAGGUGUUGUGUCUCGUCCAAUCUCACCUCAGCCGGGGUCUUCUUAUCUGCUUCCGAACACGGAAGAAGAAAUACCUCCAGCCCCCAGCCCUGGCUCCAUGCCCAGACAGGCUGAAGAAGAAGAAAUACCUCCAGCCCCCAGCUCUGGCUCCAUGCCCAGGCAAACGGAGCAACUAGACCCCUCCCCCCCCUCCUCAGCAUGUGAGCCUGAGGAAGGUUUAUUACCAACAGCUGCCGACUGGAGUGACCCUCGCGUCAGAAGACUUGAUAGGCAGAGGCAACAGAAGGAAGGGGGAGGGGCAGGCCUAGAUAAGUGCUGAGUCAUGGAGCCACACCUCAUGGCCUAUAUAAAGGAUCUGCUUUCUGGCAUUCUCUGAGUCAGGCAAAGUCUAAACAUAUCUUGCUGAAGUCACUUUCUGGUCUCCUGCCUGCCUUGAGGACUUUGCUAGGACUUUGGCAGAGCUGCAGAGGCACACCUGAUUCGGAUUUCCCUGACUCAGCCGUCAGCGGAGGAGUGGGACACGACACUAGGAACAGGCUCCUCCUGUUCCUUUGCCUCUGCUGUCCGCCUCUGGAGGCUCCGGAGUCCCUGCAUCGCUCCCAGAUGGCCCUGGCCCCAUUUCUGCCUCCGACGCAGAGCCCUCAUCCGGGCCUUCCCUUGACUCCAGGACUGGCCCAUUGUCCUCCCCAGCCUCUUCACUGUCCGACUCCGCUGCCACCUCCGCAGGCUCCUGGUGGACCACAAUUCCCAACAAGGAAACCCAACAGCUCUCUGGCUGUUGAACAGGUGAGCUGCCUUGGCCAUCCAAUGUUGUCCAGGUAAUCCUUGACUUAUAACCCAUUCAUUUAGUGAUCGCUACAACAGCGCUGGGAAAAACAACAACAACAGGGCCGCUUUUCACGCUUACGUUUUUUCACUACAGCAUCUCCCAGGGUCACGGGAUCAAAAUUUGGACCGGCUCGUAUUUAUGACGGUUUGCAUGCGAUCCUCCCCCGCCGACAAGCAAAAGUCAGAUUCACUUAACAACCGUGUUACUUGCCUAACAACUUGCAGCGAUUGGCUUGACAACGGUGCCAAAAAAAAGAAGUCGUAAAAUGUGGGGUGUGUGUGUGUGUGAGAGAGAGAGAGAGACUCGCUUCUCUCUUCGCAGUGGGAAUUUGGGGCUCCAUUGUGGGUCGUAAGUUGAGGACCGCCUAUAAUGCUGCCUAGGGAACGGUCGGAUAAGAGGAAGCCUAGCCCAGAGCUGCAUCACGAGGGGAGGAAGAAUCUCAAAAAAAGGAAUUUCUCCAAUGCCUCAGGCUGCAAAAGAGACAGCGGGAGACCUAUCCUUUCAAACCUGUCAGAAUCUGCAGCAGGGUUAGAAUAAGAAAUUCUAGUAGAAUUAGCUCACGUGGUUAGCGCUGCUAACGCUGGCACACGGACCCGGGAAUCCUCAGUCUUCCUUUAGAGCCCGUGAGCUACUAAGACCCUUCCUAGCUCCAUCGCCAGCCUGCCCCCAAAAAGGGCCCGGGGGGGGGGACACCUCAAUCCCAAAGGGUUUCUAACCUUUCUGUUCUUUCCCGCCGGCUGCUGCUGACGCAAGCAUUUGCUUUCUGCGGCCCGCUGGUGGUUAAGAUACACCGCUGGGCCUAAAUUGGACGGCUGGCUAUUAAUAAUAAAUAAAGGACUACAUCUUGCUAAUAUCACCUGCAUCGAGAGUCCCGCUACUAAAUAUUGAUAAGGAAAACGUCUUUGGCCACGCAUUUAAAUACUGUUUGCGGCGCGCAAGGCAGGGAACAAGGGACGGCGACGGGCCUUUAAUUAGACAGGUACAUCUGCUUAAUUAAUUUAGCCGUAAAGCCUCGCUCUUCCCUCCCUCCCCUUUCUUUCAUCUAUAUGCAACCCCAUAAUAUUAGUUCCGCUCAGCUAAGUGCGCAGAAACCCAGCCAAAUCUCCCGGCUUCAUUGAAAUGCAGUCGGUGCGUCUUUCCGCCCGAGUUUCGGGUCAACGGUUGACCCCCCAAGGGCGUCCGCUCAGCCUGAAGUGUAGGCCGUCUGGGUUAGGAGACCAUGCUAAUACUCGUGUAGGACUCUCCCUCGGAAAGCGCUAAAACAAUUGACAUUUAAUUACCAGGGAGUGCUUGCCGGGGCCUUUGCAUCCCCUUUGCAUAGUUAAGAGAGAGAGAGAGACGCACACACACACGUUAGCGAAGGUUCAGCAGGCAAAGAAAAAAGGAAUUAGGUUUUUAUAAUUGGACAACGACCUUUCCAAACCAAUUUGGGACCCGCGACAGAUUUGAUUAGCAUCUGAUUGCGGCUAAGUAAGCACUGGCCAAGGAGAUCAGGAGAUAAAUAGGAUGGGGGCAACCACGACGAGUGCUUUGA